Lampris incognitus (smalleye Pacific opah) is the source of this 1328-nucleotide messenger RNA. RefSeq lists its product as uncharacterized. Gene Ontology annotation, biological process: toxin metabolic process; arsonoacetate metabolic process. The transcript is spliced from 11 exons. Gene Ontology annotation, molecular function: arsenite methyltransferase activity. The coding region runs from base 96 to 1247 and encodes 383 amino acids. The record is from RefSeq and is a predicted model, not a curated record. Lineage: Eukaryota; Metazoa; Chordata; Actinopteri; Lampriformes; Lampridae. Gene Ontology annotation, cellular component: cytosol.
UACGCAUAAAAAGAAUAGCGGCGGCGUCCUUGAUCAGUCUUUACUUAGGAGCUAGGCCUGGCAGCAGGCAGCAGUACAUAGGCUACGUGAGGACAAUGGCUGGAUGCGUACCAGUACCUUCAGAGGAGCCUUCUACUACUUCAAACCCUGUGUCAUCUAAUGUGCAUGAAAAUGUGAAGAAAUACUAUGGCCGAUAUCUGGAGUCCUCCGAAGGAUUGCAAACCAGUGCUGCAAGCUGUAGUUUUCCUUGCCGCCCAACCCCAAAAAGUGUUGUGGAUGCAUUGACCCUUGUUCAUCCUGAAGUGACCCAAAGAUUCUUUGGCUGUGGCCUUCCAGUUCCAGAAAAGGUUGAGAGCUGCAAAAUCCUGGACUUGGGUAGUGGAUCUGGAAGAGACUGCUUUGCCCUCAGCAAACUUGUUGGAGAGGAGGGGCAUGUCACAGGAAUUGAUAUGACCAAGGAAUUGAUUGAUGUGUCUUGUAAAUAUAUUGAGUACCAUCAAAAGAAAUUUGGCUACAUUAAGCCCAACACCACCUUUGUCCAUGGAUAUAUGGAAAAGCUAAGUGAGGCUGGCAUUCAGAAUGACUCCAUGGAUAUUGUGGUAUCCAAUUGUGUAAUUUGCUUGUGCCCUGAUAAAAGAGCAGUACUGCAGGAAGCCCACAAUGUCCUAAAGGAAGGAGGCGAGGUGUACUUAAGUGACAUGUAUGCCAGCAAAGUGAUCCCUGAUCGUUUCAAGCAAGAUCCAAUUUUGUGGGGUGAGGGAAUGGGUGGUUCUCUGUUUUGGCCAGACUUCAUUGCACUGGCUCAGGAGGUGGGCUUUAGCACUCCCUGCCUUGUUUCAGCAAGCCAUAUUGUGAUCCACAACUGUGAGCUAAAAGCAAAAACGGGUGACAUCAGCUACGCAUCGGGUACUUAUAGGCUCUUUAAGAUACCCAAAACCCGAGUCAUGUCCAAGGCGGCAGUGACCUAUAAAGGAACUGUAGCAGAUUUUCCAGAUGAAAUUGAGUUUGAUUCCUCACACAUUUUCAAGAGAGAUGUAGCAGUGGAAGUGGACUGGGAGAUGGCAGCAUUUCUCCGGUGCUCUCGUUUCUCCCCAGACUUCAGCAUCCAGAUAUUGGACAAACCACAGCCGAGCCCCAGCUCAACAGCACAGUACUGCCACCUCAAUCCUUUUCUGCUGGCUGACAAGCGGGGCUCCUCUGUGAGACAAUGCUCCAAAACAGACCGAUCAGGAGGAUGCAGCACCUGAUGGAUGGAACCUCGAUAAGACAGAAACCUGGAAGCAGACAGGCUAACUGAUUUUUAAGACUAAAAAUAAUUAAAACAAAUC